GCGCUCAUAUCGCCGGAAAACGAAGAAAAACUCGCUCCUAUACGCGAUAAGGCCUGUUCUACAAUACGUCGGAUGUCGCUAGUCGCUAGUCGUAUGUUGUAUGUCGAAUGUAAUUACGACAUGCCAUUCUACAAUUGAGUCGCAAGUCGGAACAAGUAUUUAAGGUUAUAUAACAAUGGAAACUGAAAUGUUAGGCAUUUAUUUAAAUUUGUUAUCAGUUUGGACGCAAAUUACAAAAAUUAGAUUACGUUUAAGAAAAAAACAUAAACUAACAAGAAGGUGAUGGGUAAUACCACAUAUUUCUAUAAAUAUGAGACAACAUUUUGGUGCUCAUCAAAAAUUAUUUAUGUAUUUUCGAGUGAGUGAUCAUGAAGAAUUCUUUAAACUUGUAAGAAUGUCAGUUCAACAAUUCGAUAAUUUGUAUGAUCUUCUAAAAUCAAAAUUACGAAAAAGAAGUCGAAGCGAGCUUUUACCAACAGAGAUACGUAUUGCAGUGACAUUGAGUUUUCUUGCUCAUGGAGAUAGCGUUACUACUACUUCUUUAUUUUUUCGGAUUGGAAGAUCAACUCUGUAUAGUAUUAUUCCUGAGGUAUGUAAUGCUAUAUGGGAAGUGUUGCAACUUACAUAUCUCCGAUGUCCACAAGAAGAGAAUGAAUGGCUAAAAAUCGCAGAUGAAUUCAAUAAUAUGUGGGAAUUUCCAAAUUGUAUUGGGGCAAUUGAUGGAAAACAUUGUCGAAUACAAGCUCCACCAAAUUUACAUAGCGCUUUUCACAAAUAUAAGGGUUAUUUUAGCCUUGUAUUAAUGGCUAUUGUGGAUGCUUAUUAUCAUUUUAUUUGGGUUGACAUUGGAGAUUAUGGUUCCCUGAAUGAUGCCGGAAUCUGGUCAAAUACUGCAAUGAAGCAAGCAUUUGAAAACAACAUAAUAUCUGUGCCAGAAGUCCGUUGUUUACCUAAUACAAAUUAUCCAUUGUCGUUUUCUAUUGUUGGGGACGAAGGUUUCCCACUCAAAACAUAUAUAAUGUGUCCAUAUGCAAAAAGAAAUUUACAAAGUAAUGAGCAAAAAGUAUUUAAUUAUCGAUUAUCAAGAGCACGCCGAGUUGUCGAAAAUGCUUUUGGUAUUCUUGUGGCACGAUGGCGAAUAUUACAAAAACUUUUAGCUCUGAAAUUAAAUACUGCAGAGAAAAUUGUGCAAGCUAUAACUUGUUUGCAUAAUUAUAUUAUGAGUACCAAUUUACAAAAUAAUUCUUAUUUCCAUGAAGGAAUGAUAGAUCGAGAAAUAGCUGAUGGUGAGAUAAUACCAGGAAGUUGGCAAAAUGAAAUAGAAGAAAAUGGUUUUAUGAAUCCUGUAGGACGAGUUGGUGCCAACAUUGGUACGGCUGCUGCUAUGAGACAACGCGAAACUCUCGCUCGAUAUUUUGUUUCAGAGGAAGGGAGCAUUCCAUAUCAGUGGCAAUGUAUAUAAUAAAUUAUGAUAUAUAUAAAUUAUAUAUAUGAUGUAUAUAAUAUAAUGUAGGGAAUGUAUAUAAUGCAAGGAGAUUCAAUUUUUUA
Molecule: messenger RNA, 1548 nt
Organism: Formica exsecta
Lineage: Eukaryota; Metazoa; Arthropoda; Insecta; Hymenoptera; Formicidae
Product: protein ALP1-like
Exons: 3
Coding region: 311-1462 (383 amino acids)
Source: RefSeq, a predicted model, not a curated record